Messenger RNA from Helicoverpa zea (corn earworm), 2127 nucleotides. RefSeq names its product alpha-tocopherol transfer protein-like. The transcript is spliced from 8 exons. Bases 147 to 1085 code for a protein of 312 amino acids. Gene Ontology annotation, cellular component: membrane. The record is from RefSeq and is a predicted model, not a curated record. NCBI's taxonomy places the organism in Eukaryota, Metazoa, Arthropoda, Insecta, Lepidoptera, Noctuidae. Gene Ontology annotation, molecular function: phosphatidylinositol bisphosphate binding.
UCUCAACAUGAGUGCAGAAAGAGGUUGCUCUCAGUAGACGCCGAGCCUUGGACCUCGGCUGACGCGACAUACCUUUGCCUUAAAAAAAAAGGAUUGCGAAACGUGUGAUCUGUGGUUGUGAGGAACAAGCAUUUCCAGACAAAACUAUGAAACUAAAACAAGAACUAUUGAUCCAGCCAUCUGGCGAGGUUUGGAAGAACAUCAGGAUCGAGCUGAAGGAGGACGUGGCGACGAGGGACAGGGAUGUGGCUCUCAUAAGGGAGUGGCUCAAGAAGCAGCCGCAUCUGCCUGAUAAUUGGGAAGUCCCACCCAUUAUGACCUUCCUCCGCGGCAGCAGUUUCUCCCUGGAGAAGUGCAAGAGGAAGCUGGACAUGUACUUCACCAUGAGAGCCGCCUGCCCAGAGUUCUUCACCAAACGUGAUGCCACCAGACCUGACCUUGAUGAUAUCAUGACCAACAAAAUUCAAGGCCCUCCACUGCCGGGAGUUACACCAAAUGGCAGAAGAGUGACUAUUUGCAGAGGAGUACACCCAGACCUGAACUCGCAGCAGAUCACAGACACUCUGAAGCUGGCUCUCAUGAUAGGAGAUGUUCGUCUCACAGAAGAAAGAGAAGGAGUGGCGGGAGAUAUAUACAUACUGGAUGCGGCUAUACUGGGGCCAAGCAUGCUGGCUAAAUUGUCUGCCGCUACUAUUAAGAAGUUCAUGAUCUGUGUUCAGGAAGCGUAUCCAAUCAAGCUGAAAGAAGUCCACAUCAUCAACACGUCGCCGCUGGUCGAGCGAUUUGUGAACUUCGUCAAACCUUUCCUCAAGGAGAAGAUCAGGAAACGGAUCUACAUUCACAAGGACGUGAAGGGCUUGUACAAGUAUAUACCUCAGGAGAUGUUGCCCACCGAGUACGGCGGACAGUGUGGCGACAUGGCUACACUACAAGAACAAUGGAAGCUGAAACUCCAAGAGUACCGCGACUGGUUCAAGCGACAGGACAGCAUCACCGCCAACGAGUCUCUCCGGCCCGGCAGACCCACCAACUAUGACGAGUUGUUCGGUAUCGAUGGCUCGUUCAGACAACUGUCCAUCGAUUAGUUGGUAAUCGAUUUAUAUUGUAAUCGAUGAAUGCGGUAGAUUGAUAAUAUAGUGGCAAUUUUAUGAAAAGUUAACUUGCUUAGUACUUUUUGAUCAAUGUAAAUGUAAUAUAUAUGUAAGUGCUGUUAAAAGUGCUCUAUAAAAAAUAUAAAUUACUGAGUUGCUCAAAUUUUCCAGUUUGAGUGGCUAUGUUUCUGUAGUGUUUGCUUAAAAUAUUAUCCACUAGUCUGAAAGCUCAAAGUACUUUCACACUAGCGGAUUUUUCGCGUUGCCACAUACGCACGAAAUCAAAGAAUUAUCGGGAACCGGCGCGGAGGGAAAGACUUUCUGCCGCGAGGAAUGUGUCGUGCGUAGAAAAAUCGAGCGGAUAAUCCGCCAGUGUGAAAGAGCUGCAUUAUAUUGUCAAUCUAACGUUAUAAAUAGAAUAUUGUUGUAUACUUAUGACAUUAGAUUGAGUACAGGGUGAAGAAAUAUUUCGUUGCUGUUGUCCUGUGAUUGAGUACAGGGUGAAGAAAUAUUUCGUUGGUGUUGUCCUGUGGUAGGUAGGUAAUUUUGUCUCUAUUUGCUUAGUGUUAGUGGUAGAAAAUUAUAAUUUUAGUAUGUGAUCUGUGAUUCACUGGUUUUUACAUAUGUUUUGUUAUAAUUUGUAGAAAAAUUAACAGAAAAAAUCAUCAUUAUUAUAACAAUUGAAAAUGUUUAUAAAUUUUAGUGAGAAAAUUAAAUUUAUCAAAAUGAAACCUUUUGUGCUUGGACCCUAUAACUAUAUAUAUUUUCUAAGUAGUGUAUUUAGAAUGUUAGUAGUGUAUUUAGAAUGUUAAGUAUUUUAGAAUUUAGGUAAAUCGAUAAUUUUAACAUCAGACUCAAAGAUCGGUGUAAUAAAAAAAUAAAAUGAUCAAAAAGCUAUUAAACAAAAAUUACACUGUUGAAUAAAAUAUAUAUUUUUUGUAUUAAUUAAUAUUGUUUUUAGAUUUAUAUAAUUCUGAAAGAAGCUAGCAUAAAAUGCAAUAACUGUGGUAUGUAAAAUAGAUGUCUCGAUUUUUUA